This is a messenger RNA of Ceratitis capitata (Mediterranean fruit fly), 1360 nucleotides long. Its product is annotated as neuronal calcium sensor 2. Lineage: Eukaryota; Metazoa; Arthropoda; Insecta; Diptera; Tephritidae. Bases 498 to 1058 code for a protein of 186 amino acids. The record is from RefSeq and is a predicted model, not a curated record. The transcript has 5 exons. Gene Ontology annotation, molecular function: calcium ion binding.
UAAAGCACAUAUUGAAAAAAAGGAGCUAAAAGCUUUAAGCUAACCAAAUAUAUAUCAAAAGUGAAACAUAGCCUAUAGGAUAGGCAACCAUUGCAUAGCAAAGCCAACAGUAGCAGCCGCAGCAGCAGUAGCAACAGUAGGAGCCAGCCAGCGCGACCAAAGCACCAAAUUAGCUCUUAACAACGCUUAAUAAUAAUAGCACAAUAGCACUAACCCAACGGAGAUGGUGUUUUAGCCACAAAAAAAAAAAAAGGAACUAAAAAAAAACACUCACAUCCAUACACAUAUUCGUACUAGUCUAAACUGCAACAGCAUUACAGCGCGUUUUGCAUACAUUACAAUCAAUCAACAUACAACUUGCUGCAUACAUAACCACAUAUGAAUAUAACAAAUAAGUAAUAAAAAAAAAAAAACAAUACUAAAACCAAGCUACAAGCAAGCAGUAUUUUGUGCACGACUCGUGUAACGCGAAAAAAGCAAGUAAAAGAAAUUGAAAAAUGGGUUGCUUAAGUAGUAAAGACCGCUUGACUAAAGAGGAUAUGGAGUUUUUGAAAUCUCAUACACGUUACGAUGAAGCCACAAUUAAGGAAUGGUAUAAAGGAUUCAAGCAAGAUUGUCCCAACGGACGCUUGACGCCAGCCAAAUUCGUGGACAUGUACAAAAUGUUCUUCCCAUCUGGUAAUGCUGAGGAGUUUUGUGAUCACGUUUUUCGCACCUUCGACAUGGAUAAAAAUGGUUAUAUUGAUUUCAAGGAAUUUUUAUUGGCCAUAGACGUUACAUCGAGCGGCACUCCCGAGGAGAAGCUCAAAUGGGCUUUCCGUAUGUACGACGUAGAUGGUAAUGGCGUAAUUGACAUACAAGAAAUGACGAAAAUCGUUCAGGCCAUAUACGAUAUGCUUGGCGCGUGUUCAUCAAAUCGACCAGCCGAUUCUGCAGAGGAACGUGCAAAAAAUAUUUUCGCUAAAAUGGAUGAAAAUAAUGAUGGUCAAUUAACUCAAGAUGAAUUCUUGAAAGGGUGUCUGCAAGAUGAAGAACUUUCAAAAAUGUUGGCCCCAUAAACGCAUAGAUUGCAUAAAACAAAAACAAAAAGUUAAGCAACAAAAAUCAACCCCGAAAAAAGAACCAAAGAACAUACCAAACAAAAUAAAGAAGAAAGAGAAGAAGAAGAACAACAACAAGAUCAAGAAGGAGAAACUUGAAGAAUGAAAAGAAAAACCAAACAACAUACAAAAGAAGAACAAAUGCAAUGACAUGAAAAUGAACCAUUGUGGUUUAUGUAAUUUAUUGAAUCAUUUAUAUCAUAAAAUUUAUAAAUUUACAUUUCCUAAAAAUGAAUACUAAGGCAUCUACUAAAAAUUAA